Molecule: messenger RNA, 813 nt
Organism: Paramecium octaurelia
Lineage: Eukaryota; Ciliophora; Oligohymenophorea; Peniculida; Parameciidae
Source: the annotation of a GenBank genome assembly
AUGCUGAAAUUUGAUUUAUAUCGUAAGUUGCCAUAGGAUUUGAUAGAGCCAUAAAAAUCAGGUGCAUUGAUCUCCUUUACAUCAUUGAUUUUGAUGUUUAUAUUAUUUAUUACAGAAUUCUAGGUAAUUCAAAGUCAUAAGGAACCGAAUAUCUCGCUCAACAAGUAUAAACAGAAAUGUACAUCGAUUAAAAUAAGGAUGACACACUUUUAGUUAAUAUGGAUAUCUCAUUUCUUACUAUGCCAUGUGAUUUUAUAAGUAUAGAUUAACAAGACAUAAUCGGCACUCAUUAAUAAAAUGUUGAAGGAGAGCUGUACAAAAGCAGAAUACUAAAUGGAAAACUCAUUGAUAAAUAUGUAUAAUUAAAUAGUAAUAAUUUAGUUAUCAAAAAAUGAGUCAUUGAAUUUGGAGAGAACCUCGGAAGCAUACUAAUAAAAAGAAGGCUGUGAUCUGACUGGAUAUAUCAUAAUAAGUAGAGUUCCUGGUAACUUCCAUAUUUCUGCUCAUCCAUAUGGAGGGUAAAUGAAUAUAGUACUGCCAUUUGUUGGAUUGUCAAUUAUUGUUUUAUCACACACAAUACAACACCUGUCCUUUGGAAAUUGAAAUGAUGUAUAAAAAAUUAGUGAGAAGUUCAAAUAAGGCUGCUCAAUCCUUUGGAUGGCAUAAGCAGAAUAAAGACGUAGGAACUUAUAAAUAUUGGAGUGACUGAUCAAUAUUAUAUUUCUAUUGUACCAACACUCUACGAUGAUAUCGAUAAUUAGGAGUAUUUUGUAAAUCAAUUUACAGCCUAUACGAACGAAGCUUAGACAACAC